This is a messenger RNA of Brachypodium distachyon (stiff brome), 2464 nucleotides long. Its product is annotated as lysM domain receptor-like kinase 4. The record is from RefSeq and is a predicted model, not a curated record. The coding region runs from base 224 to 2254 and encodes 676 amino acids. NCBI's taxonomy places the organism in Eukaryota, Viridiplantae, Streptophyta, Magnoliopsida, Poales, Poaceae. The transcript has a single exon. Gene Ontology annotation, biological process: protein phosphorylation. Gene Ontology annotation, molecular function: protein kinase activity; ATP binding.
UUGAAUUAUUCAACGGCUUAUUCAACUUGACAAAUCAACUUUGAUAACUACAGCACUAAACUCUUGACUUUCCAGCAGGAUCAUACCGCACGUUGACUCAAUCAUCUGCACGAUCCUCGUUAUUUGUGUGGCCAAAUUCCGCCUUCCCAUCUCCCUCAAAAAAUUCCAGCCGCCUACUAAACGCGGCCAUCUUUGAUCUCUGACCACACUCCUCCAAGAACCAAUGGCUCCGUCACGCGCUACGGCUGCUCUCCUCUUCUCCGCGGCGGUCUUCGUCCUCCUCUCCGGCGCGCGGUCGCAGCAGCCGUACGGCACACAGAUCGGCGACUGCCACAACAAGCACAACGACACCGGCAUGCUGGGCUACUUCUGCAACGGCGCACCGUCCUGCCAGUCCUACCUCACCUUCCGCGCCCGCCCGCCCUACUCCGACCCGGCCUCCAUCGCCGCGCUCCUCGGCGCCAACGCCACGAACCUCGCCGCAGCCAACUCUGCCUCGCCAUCGUCUUCGUCUUCCUUCGCGCCGGGCACCAAAGUGCUCGUCCCGGUGCCCUGCGCCUGCACGGGCCGGGGGCGGGGCCACUACCAGAGCAACGUGACGUCCUACGUGGCGGUCCCCGGCGACACGCUGCUCAUCAUCGCGAAGGGCACGUUCCAGGGGCUCACCACGUGCCAGGCGGUGCAGGAGCAGAGCCUCGGCGGCAAGCCCCCGGAGAGCCUGCUCGCGGGCCAGAGACUCCCCGUGGUGCCGCUCCGGUGCGCGUGCCCGAGCGCCGCGCAGGCCGCGGCCGGCACCAGGUUCCUCGUGAGCUACCUGGUGGACGAGUUCGACGAGGUGCGCGCCGUGGCUGCCAGGUUCGGCGUGGACGCGGCCGGCAUCGCCGCGGCCAAUGGGCUGAAGAGCGACGGGACCAUUUUCCCUUUCACUACCUUGCUGAUUCCUGUCAAGUCCCCGCCAGACAUUUCGCAGCUCCGGUCGCCGCCGCCGCCUCCUCCACCGCCGCCGGCAGCGUCUGUUCCGGCGGCGGAGAAGAGGAGCAAUCACGCAGGAGUUUACAUUGGCGUUGGCGUGGCCGUGGCAGCUGUUGCCGUCAUCGCCUCUGUUGGGGCCGUUCUUGCUCGGAAGGCGAGGAAACGAGCUCGAGCCGGCGCCGCUGUAGCCACCACCGGCAAGGGCACGGGGAAGGCAUCGCACGGAACAACCAGCGCCGGCGAAGUCUCCGUGACAAUCAGCGAGGCGUUCUCGAGCCUGUCGGACAUCAAGUCCUCCCUGAAGGUGUACACCUACGAGGAGCUUACUGCGGCCACAGACGACUUCAGCGCGGCUCGCCGCAUCGGCGGGUCGGUCUACAGAGCAACCUUCGGCGCCGACACCGCCGCCGUGGAGGUCGUGGCCGGCCGCGACGCGUCCAAGGAGGUGGAGCUCAUGAGCCGGAUGAACCACUUCAACCUCGUCAGGCUCACGGGCGUCUGCCACCACCGCGGGCGGUGGUACCUCGUCUCCGAGUACGCCGCGCACGGCACGCUCCGGGACCGGCUCCUCCUCGGGGCCACGGAGGCGCCGGCGGCGCUGAGCUGGGCGCAGCGGGUGCAGGUGGCGCUGGACGCGGCGGAGGGGCUCCGGUACCUGCACGAGUACGCGCGCCCGCCGUGCGUGCACAUGGACGUGCGCAGCGGCAGCGUGCUCCUGGACGCUGCGCUCCGCGGCAAGGUCUGCAACUUCGGCUGCGCCAGGGCCAUCCGCGGAGGCGCCGGAGAAGCAGGGCCGCCGCGGGAGUUCACGAUGACGAGCAGCAUCGGCGGGGCGCGCGGGUACGUGGCGCCGGAGUACCUGGAGCACGGCGUGGUGUCGCCCAAGGCCGACGUGUACUCCCUCGGCGUCGUGCUGCUGGAGCUCGUCACCGGGAAGGGCGUCGACGAGCUGGACGGCAGCCGGGGCGACCCGCUCGCCGGAUUAAACGCGUUGACCACCGGAGACCGCGAAGAGGAGGGUGAUGGCGCGGCGCUGGAGAAGCUGGAGGAGUUCGUGGACCCGGCGAUGGCGGCGGGGAGCUGCCCUCGGGACGCGGUGGUGAUGAUGGUCAGGCUGAUCGAGAGGUGCCUCCGGCGGGACGCGGCGGCGCGGCCGAGCAUGGGGGAGGUGGCGCAGUACCUGCUGAAGCUGUCGGGCAUCUCGGGGGACAGUUGGCGGAGUUCGUCGGAGUACCUCCGGAGUUCUGGCAGCGAAACGGCCAGUCAACGGCUAGCGCGGUGAAAUUUAAUCAGGCCAUGGCUAGGGUCGUCGUUGAUAGCGACCAAAUUGUGUAGUCUUGUGAACUGUACUCCUCUUUCAUUAGAACUUGUGAGAUUUCCUCUUUCGUAAAAUAUGCUGCAGAUCAGCCUGGAUUAUAUAGAGGGAAGAACUGAACAUCUGUUGUUGACCAUUCUUCUUUUUUCGAUAUGAAAGAAUUACCACAUAGCAUUA